Prorocentrum cordatum is the source of this 1547-nucleotide messenger RNA. Lineage: Eukaryota; Dinophyceae; Prorocentrales; Prorocentraceae. The record is from the annotation of a GenBank genome assembly.
GGGUGGGCGGGCCGCGCCAUGGCGAGGACAGUUGGCAGGGCUCGCGAGCGGCACCUCCACUGGACCAAGAAGGCAUGGAAGGGGGCUCCAGGGAAGUUGCUCCGAUUCGUCGUCGCCCCUGGCGCGCAGAAGCCCGGGGCCGAGCUCAACCGCAGCACCGCCAGCGACCCCUACGCCGUCGCGAACAGAGCGGCCGGCUCCUGGAGGCAGGCGUGGACCGCCAACGCCUGCGAUGAUCGGCAGAUCAUCUGGGCGCGCGCCAACGCGACGCGCUUGGCCAGGGAGGACCUCUGCCCCAACGUCGAGCCGCGGUUCCCGCCCGUCGCGGCGGCGCCAGAGGCGCAGCUGCUCCUCGCGCCCAGGCACCUCCGCGCGCGCGGCUGGGUGAGCGACAUCAUCGGCCCGCGGCGCUCCAUGUUCGCUGGAAGCAGGCGCGGCGGGAAGCCAGCGAAGGUCUGCUUGGGCUUCGUCCUCGCCGCGGCCCACAUCAAUUGCGCUAGCGCGGGCAUUUGGUCCUUCGUCGACGACGCCGCCGCCGGGGCCGAGGGCGCAUCCGAGCGGGUCGCCGUGGACUUGACAGGCGUGGACAUCAUCCUCUGCAAGGGCAUGACGGCGACGGACCUAAAGGUUUCGCCCAAGACGGCGGUCCUCGCGCCCAGCCCAGCGGUUGCGCUGGCAGCCCACGUGGGCCGCCAGGCCGAGGGCUGCACCAGCAUGGUCGCCAACUCAUCAGCCGACCUGGGCAUCGACGCGGCAGCGGCGAACAGGGGGGUGGCCAAGGCCUACAAGCGCGCGGAUAUGGCGAAGCGCGGGGCCGACCGCAUCGUCGCCAAGAUGCGCAUGCACGCCUCCCUCGCCAAGGGCCUCUGGGCGACGGGCUCCAGGCCGCAGGCCAUCUGCGGCCGCCAGAUCACGAGCCUCGCCCCGAGCGCACGCACCGAUCGACGGCGACGAGCUCCAUGGGCGAUAGCGGGCAAGGUCCCGGGCAGGCGCCUCGCCGCGGCGCCCGCCGCUGCCCUCGGCGCCAAGAGCCCCGGCAUCAAGCUCCGCGAGCAGACCGUCGAGGAGUGGCCCCACGUCUGGUUCGCCAACCCCGCUAGACAUCAGCGGAUCACCCAGGUGCGGGGGCUACUCUACCGGGCGACCGCCAGCUACGGCAACGGGAAGUGGCGCAAGGUUGCGGGGCCCAUCUUCGCCUCGCAGGGUGAGCCAGCGGAGCAGAUGCGGACCCUGCCGCGCGCAGACUGCGUCGACCGGGGCGAGAGGCGCCGCGAUUUCGACCCGCCGCAGUUCGUCCGCGAGUUUUGGCCCCGGGGCGACGCUGCCAAGCACCCCCGCGGUGGCGGCCUACAGCGCAGCGGCCCAGACGCGCGCGUCAUCGCCCGCGAAGCGCAUGGGUUCACCGACAAGGGCCAGUUCGCCCGGCGGUUCCUCGACCUGCGCGCGGUUGCGGGAGCGCAGCGGCCACUGAGGCCUGUCGAGGCCCGGUGCCGGGCGGGCGCGGCGCGCCCGAGAUGCGGAGCCGACGCCGAGACGCCCAUGCACAG